CUUACCCGAUACUGUAAACGUAUUUUGAAAAACUUAACGACUUAGUGACCUUCACGCUUCUUAGAGGUUAUCGAAGCGAAUUAUCAGAUUUUCAUGAUACGACCUAUGUAUAAAGUAACAUUUGUCGUAACUAUCAGUCGGAUUUUUAUCUUUGGGAUCAAAAAAAAAAAUAUUAGGAUUACAGGAAAAUAAAUUAAUUACACAAAUCCCGAAUUUGUCAGGGUUUUUGGCUGUCGUCUGUCGGUUGUCGUCCGGAUUUCUUAAUAGCGGCCAUAAAAUUUUAUGCAUUUUAUAAUUUAUUCGAUAAUUAAAAACGAACGGCUAUAAUGGAUUUCUGGCGAGCGUGGGUUUUGAUAUUGUUAUAUAUCUGUUCUAAAACAUUUUCCCAAAAUUCCUACGAGCUUCGGCAUAUCGCUCGCAGGCUGCCGUACAGGAUGUUAGACUUGAUGUGGAACUACGUUAAGAGGUCUUCGGAGAGGAUCGACGCUGCUAAUUACAUAAGAAUAAGACACGAAGAAUCACCCCACUUUGAGCUCGGUUAUGUUAUGGGCGAAGUUUUGGAAAGAUACAGAAAAAUGGUCGGUAUCAUCAAACGACCGCUGAAAUUCAAAUCGGAUGCUGUGUUCGAUGUGAUCAAGAGAACGGAGAUGGUCGAGAAUCUGUUUCUGGACAUCCUGCACCUGAUAUACAUGAUCAAUGAAAUAAAGCGGAAGUACUUACACACGCAGCAGACGACGGGAACCGGCGGCGAGUACAACGUGACCUUCGAGGACAUGGAAGAAAAGAGGAAGUUGCUGCUCUGGCUGCAGAAGAAGAGGCAGAAGGAAAUGAAGAAAAUCAGGAACCUGAUAUUCAAAGGCGAAAUGGAAUUCACGCCUAGAACGACGAGGAAAGCCAAAAAAUGGUGGCCCUUGGACUACGGCUGGGAGAUUGAUUAUCAGUGGUGGUAAUAAUUACUGGAAGACAAUGAGAUCCGAUGGUCGAGAGUAUUCAUUUAAAUAAAACUAAUGUCUUCGGAUUGUUACGCGUCGUUUUGUUACAUUAAACCACAUAAUCCCGACGUUUCGGUUACUUUGCAGCAGCCGUGAUCUCGCCUCGUCUGCUCGGUAUCGCUGUUAUAGAAUGAUAGUAGUGUAGUACAUCCGACAAAAUAGUUUUAUUUAAAUAACUGGAAGAAUUUAAGCUAUUAAAUGCUACUAUCAUAAUGGUUGUUUACUUGAAUGUGAUAGUAUUUCGUUUG
Molecule: messenger RNA, 1240 nt
Organism: Danaus plexippus (monarch butterfly)
Lineage: Eukaryota; Metazoa; Arthropoda; Insecta; Lepidoptera; Nymphalidae
Exons: 3
Coding region: 327-950 (207 amino acids)
Source: RefSeq, a predicted model, not a curated record